AACUCGAGUCACACUUUAGAUCAAGAUAUCACUUCAAAAGAAUCGCUUUCAUCGCGACAGGGCUACUCAUACAGACCACACUAUUGCUGAAGUCGAGAUACUAGGAUGUCAUUCCCAAAACAAGACAUAACCCAACCAUUCAACUUUCCAAAGGAGGAGGAGAAAGUCAUCGCUUACUGGCGCAAGAUAGAUGCUUUCCAGACAAGUUUGAAGCUAUCAGAAGGCAAGCCAGAAUAUGUCUUCUUCGACGGUCCUCCUUUCGCGACUGGUCUGCCUCACUAUGGCCAUCUUCUCACGGGUACCAUCAAGGACAUAGUCACUCGACAUGCCCACGUAACAGGCCAUCAUGUCACGCGUCGAUUUGGAUGGGACACUCAUGGUCU
Messenger RNA from Suillus fuscotomentosus, 383 nucleotides. Its product is annotated as tRNA synthetases class I-domain-containing protein. The annotation marks the transcript as partial. The record is from RefSeq and is a predicted model, not a curated record. Gene Ontology annotation, molecular function: ATP binding; isoleucine-tRNA ligase activity. The transcript is spliced from 3 exons. NCBI's taxonomy places the organism in Eukaryota, Fungi, Basidiomycota, Agaricomycetes, Boletales, Suillaceae. Gene Ontology annotation, biological process: isoleucyl-tRNA aminoacylation.